Messenger RNA from Sipha flava (yellow sugarcane aphid), 988 nucleotides. RefSeq names its product pro-resilin-like. The record is from RefSeq and is a predicted model, not a curated record. NCBI's taxonomy places the organism in Eukaryota, Metazoa, Arthropoda, Insecta, Hemiptera, Aphididae. The transcript has 3 exons. Bases 88 to 810 code for a protein of 240 amino acids.
GCCGGCCGCUCGUCCCAUUCCGCCGUCGCCGCCGCCGCCGCCGUCACCGUUGCCGCAAACAAACGUACACGCGCAACACGACGCAAGAUGAUGGCUCCUCACCGUACCGCCGCGACCGUUCUGCUGGCCGUCGCUCAACUGGCGUCCGCCUACGUGGUCCCCGAGGUGGUCCUGAUGAGGGUGAAGCGCAGCGCCGACCCGAUGCGAACGUUUUCGUUCAGCGGUUUCAACCCCAACGGGCAGAUGGCCGCGUUCACCGGCAUGUCCGAGUACUCGAUGUUCCCCGGGUACGGGCCGCCGUCCCAGGCGGUGCCGUACGGCUACGGGCAGAACGCGUACGGGCCGCCGGACCAGGACUCGUACGGGCCGCCGCCCGCCGGUGACGCCGCCGAGCGACCGGCCGCGGCCGCAGCCGACCUGAACAAGAAGCAGACGUACGACGUGCCGGGAAACCAGCAGCAGCCGCAAGAAUACGGGCAGCGGCCCCAGGGACCGCAGAACGGCAGCAGCGCGGAACAGGCGGACAACGGGAAACCGUACAGAGGUCGCGACGGUCCGAGCAGCAACGCGGAGGCUUCGUUCAACGCGUGGUUCCCCAUAAUGUUCGGAGUGUUCCCCAACGGGGCCAACGGCAACCCCGGCAACUCGGCCGGCCGCGGCGAAGUCAACCAGGGGAGCUCCAACGGCAGCGGCUGGGAGCGGUCGUCGGGCACGACGGUGAUCGCGAACAGCGUGAGCAACGGCAGGAACGGCGUGGCCACCAGUCACGCGAUCUCGUACGGCAACCCUAGGUCGGCGUCGCAAAAAUGAACGCCGUCACGGGGAACGUCCGCGACCAAUCGGUCUUAGUAAGAAACCGGUGCAGGAUCAUUCGUACGGAUCCGUUUCCCACGUCCGAUUUUUGGAUCGCGCCGAACAAGCGUACCGCGUGCGUAAAUAUAUUGUACUCUUUCUAUAGUUUCAAAUUACAACCAUAUUUAUUUUAUAA